Messenger RNA from Wyeomyia smithii (pitcher-plant mosquito), 1277 nucleotides. RefSeq names its product WD repeat-containing protein 91. The coding region runs from base 148 to 1125 and encodes 325 amino acids. Gene Ontology annotation, molecular function: phosphatidylinositol 3-kinase regulator activity. Lineage: Eukaryota; Metazoa; Arthropoda; Insecta; Diptera; Culicidae. The transcript has 3 exons. Gene Ontology annotation, biological process: early endosome to late endosome transport. Gene Ontology annotation, cellular component: late endosome membrane; extrinsic component of endosome membrane; early endosome membrane. The record is from RefSeq and is a predicted model, not a curated record.
UCCCUUUUUGAUUACUUUUAUGAAUGUAAACGAAAACAUUGACAUCAACAUUUGUGUAUUGAUUGUGUCGUAAAGUAAUCCAAUCCAUAAUAGAAUUAAAUUUCUACUUAUUCAACUUAUAAAAGUGAACUAAACGACUGCUUUGCUAUGGCUCAUAUACAAUAUACGGAUGGCCUGGUCCGCGAAUAUGUACUGUUUCGAGGAUUUUCCAAUACACUGAAAUCGUUUGAUGCUGAGUUGAAAAGCGAUAAGGAUAAAAGUUUUCGUGUGGACAAAAUUAUCGACCAGUUAAUGCAGAUGAUUCAAACGCAAGAUCUGCAAGGACUUCGGGAUCUAUGGGCACACCUCAACAGUCAUCUGUUUCGCAACUUGGAACACAGUUUUACCACAGCUGUAGUGAAGUUGGAGCAGUCGAUCCUUAAGCUUUAUUUGAUUACUGCCUACAUGGCUAAUAAACCGGACAAGGUGAAUGAGUUUUUCACCAAACUCGCCCCAGAACUAGUUUCACAAAGUGAAUGGAAGGAAUGGUUUUUUUUUCCGUUCUGCAAGAACCCAGAAGAGCAUUCUGCAUUUUCAGUGUGUUUCACCAGGCAGUGGCAGGAUACUUUACUAGUUUCGCUUCACAACUUCCUAUCUACCAUCUACCAGUGCAUGCCGCAGCCAACACUGUCUAAGGCGGAAGGCGAGAGCAGUUUGCUUCGAAAAUUGCAAGAAGAGAACAGUCAACUGCGUGCUAAAUUGCAAAGCAUCCAGCAACAAGCUGCCACAGCUUCGUCCGGUUCAGUUCAUCAAUCACGGUUAUCGUCUUUCAGCGAUCAAAAAUACAGCCUUGAUGGCAAAACGCGCUAUUCAACACGAACGAGCGGUUCCGUCCAAUCCCUGAACGACAUAAUUCCAUUUGACAUACCACCACCAGCACAUAUUGUAGAUGAUUUCUACAUAAUAGCGCAGGAAUCAAAUAACAUAGGCAACGCGGCUGAAUCGCAAGCUCGUGGACUUAAAUCUCUUAUUAAGAAUAUUAGCUCCGGUGGUAGCCCCGUACUGGGGCGAAAGGAUAACGCUUCGGAACGCAACAAAAAGCGAUCCGGUAGUGUCGGUAGUCGCAGCAACUGGAUCCAUAGUUAAACUAUUGUUAUAAACACAGAAUCUUAAAAACUGUGCUUUCAAACGUAGCACAUGUUUAUGCAAUAAAUGAUUGAUAUAGUCUAAUUUCUUGCAAAAUUUAAACUAAGCAUUAUAAAUACCUACUUAUUUCUAAUAAAGUUUUUUUUUUUGUG